This is a messenger RNA of Nicrophorus vespilloides, 1402 nucleotides long. It is a transcript of the gene BBS8, whose product is annotated as tetratricopeptide repeat protein 8. Bases 1 to 1356 code for a protein of 451 amino acids. The transcript has 4 exons. The record is from RefSeq and is a predicted model, not a curated record. Gene Ontology annotation, biological process: non-motile cilium assembly. Lineage: Eukaryota; Metazoa; Arthropoda; Insecta; Coleoptera; Silphidae. Gene Ontology annotation, molecular function: protein binding. Gene Ontology annotation, cellular component: BBSome; non-motile cilium; ciliary basal body.
AUGGAUCCGAUGGUGGCAGCUUUAAGUAAUUUCAGGAGGAAAAAGUACGAUAAAUGUGUUGAAAUAUGCACUCAAUUGUUGGUAAAGCAACCUCUGGAUCAGGCAGCAUGGUAUCUGAAGAUGCGAGCUAUGACGAAGAGGGUACAUGUAGAUGAUAUCGAUGGUGAAGAUGCUAUGACUGAGGAUCUAUUCGAUGAGAAUGCGGUCGCUGCAGCUCCGAGACCAGGGACCAGCAUGAAAACUACCAAAACUUUACCCAUGAGGCCUGUUGGGUCUGCGGGUCGUCCUAUUUCAGGAAUCGCGCGACCCGCAUCCUCUUUGCAACGACCUGGUUCAUCCUUGGAUCCGCGGAUGAAGACUGCCAGACCAAUCACUUCGCAAUCCGCCAGAGCUAUACGCUUAGGUACCGCGGCAAUAUUAUCUCAAUCUGAUGGUCCCUUCAUCCAAGUAUCUCGAUUGAAUUUGGCCAAGUACGCAAGGGAUCCAUGCCUUGCGAAACCGCUGUUUGAAUACAUAUUCUACGCAACGGGCGACGCUCGGGCUGCUCUGGAGUUGGCGGUGCAGGCGACUCAAGCCAAUGAAUUCAAAGAUUGGUGGUGGAAAGUUCAACUGGCAAAAUGCUACGUCGCUCUGAAUUUGAUCAGAGAUGCGGAGCAACAGUUGAGGAGCGCCUUGAAGCAACAGUACCACGUGGAAACCUUUCUUAGAUUAAUUCGUGUAUAUUUAAGAUUAGACCAACCGCUGUCUGCAGCUGAAGUAUGCAAAUCCGCUCUGGAGAUCUUCCCCUUAGAUGUGGCUAUAUUUACGGAGCUGGGGCGUCUAGGAGAAGCUUUGGGCGAUAUUCCUUCAUCCGUUAAGCAUUACAGGAACGUUCUCAUACAGGACGCGACCAACGCCGAGGCUAUAGCCUGCAUUGGCGUCUACCAUUUCUACAAUUACCAACCCGAGUUAGCUUUGAGAUAUUAUAGACGUGUUUUGGCGAUGGGAGCUCAUUCCGCCGAGCUUUAUAACAAUCUAGGUCUUUGUUGUCUUUACUCCCAACAGCUAGAUCUGGUGCUCGUGUGUUUCCAGAGAGCACUCGAUUUGGCAACGGAUCCUCUUAUCAAAGCAGACAUUUGGUACAAUCUGUCGCACGCUGCUAUCAGCUCCGGUGACAUAGAGCUUGCCUUAAACUGCUUGAAUCUGUGUCUUAUCUGUGACUCGAAUCAUGCCUCGGCAUACAAUAAUCUUGCAGUACUUCAGCAUAAGCUGGGUCGACCCUUGCUCGCGAAAUCUUACAUGAUGACGGCAAUUAAAUUGGAACCCGAUAUGCCAGAGCCGCAUAUAAACUUAGAAUUCUUGAAAUCCAAGAUAUGACGCGGAUCCGACCAAUUAGAAAGCCCGGUCUAAUUGUAUAAGCACA